Molecule: messenger RNA, 588 nt
Organism: Cladocopium goreaui
Lineage: Eukaryota; Dinophyceae; Suessiales; Symbiodiniaceae
Source: the annotation of a GenBank genome assembly
AUGCGCCGCUUUCCGGCAGCGCUUCAAGAUGCUCCCAUUGGAACUUCUGAAAUCAGGUCUCACAUGUCCAGGAUUUGGAACACUUUCCGGCUCUGGGGGACACCCCUUCCGACUCCGACUGAGGCUCAGGGUCAACUGGGAUCUUUAGUCCAGCGAUAUGCCAGGCCCAUUCUGAUUGAAGGACGGGUGCCCCUGCAGCAUCAACCCCUGGAGAUGCAGAAGACAACGCCCAGGCAUUGGCCCGGCAAUCCACGGUGGCCUUCACAACAGAAGCGGAGGUGCAGAACCUCCGCAAGACCGGUGAGGGCUUCGCCAGGUCCUUCUUCCUGCAGACUGAAGAAGAGGAUGAAGAGCAGGCCCGUCGCAUGGUCCGACGUCUGGAGUCACGCUCCAAGUCGCGGUCGAGGCCUGGCACCGCAGCAGCAUCUCCCGAAACAAGUCCUUUGCGUCGAGGUCUGACUCAAUCACUGUCAAUGACAGCUUCAAGUUGGGCCUUUUCGCCCUAAGGUGACAGAAGUUAGUGGAGGUGGAACAAACCUUGCUUGAGACCGCAUGUGCUGAUCAGACGGACAGGACACGAAAACAAUA